This is a messenger RNA of Pygocentrus nattereri (red-bellied piranha), 2489 nucleotides long. It is a transcript of the gene gcna, whose product is annotated as germ cell nuclear acidic peptidase. The transcript has 13 exons. Bases 119 to 1933 code for a protein of 604 amino acids. Gene Ontology annotation, cellular component: nucleus. The record is from RefSeq and is a predicted model, not a curated record. NCBI's taxonomy places the organism in Eukaryota, Metazoa, Chordata, Actinopteri, Characiformes, Serrasalmidae.
CUUCCGAAUGGAGCUUAUGGAGUAUGAACGUUAUGAAGAACAUGACCGAGUGUGUUUUGGACCCACCGGUGGUCCCGAGGAGUUGACAACAUUAAAGGAAUGAAAACAUAUAGUGCAAAUGGAGCUGAGCCCCCAAAAGCUGUUUCAGAGAGUUGCAGGAAAACUCAGCUGGGACAAACCUGGCAUUCUCGCCCGAGCUGGAGAAGAGUUGAGAGAGAGCCUGAAAAGCAGGCGUCCCGCUGUGGCUAGUCCCUCUGCUCUCGGGGGAGACCCUCUGCGCAAGCCGCUCCUCUCUGACAGCGACGGCGAAAGCUCUGACAAGGAGAAUCGGCCUGGAAAGGGAUCUACACACUCAAAUCUGGACUCCAGUGAUGAUGAGUUUGAUCAAAUUCUGGCACUCAAGGCUACACCCAGACCUGCUUGCAAAUCAGUCUCCUCUGCUAGGGAAGCGAAAGAGCCUAUUCUCGUUUCCUCUUCAGACGAUGAUACUUUUGAAAACUUUCUGAGUCGUGUAAAGACGCCCAAGGCUAAGCUCAGCCUGCAGUCUGGGAGUGGAAGUGACGACAGCCUUAAACAUUUCAUAGUGGAUGACUCAUUCUCCGAUGAUGACUUUGUUAUAGAGAAGAAGAAGCCGUCCAUUUCUAAAGGAAAAUUGAAGACCCCCAAAACCCCCAAGUCUCUGCAAAGGCUGGAGAAGCAGCCUGUCCCUCAGUACGGCUCCCCAGUCUUUCUCAGUGACAGUGAUGACGACAGUGACAUAGUAAUCAAGAGCAGCUGGAAGACACGGCACAGCCGGCCUGCAAGCCAGUCCACAAGCAGACCGUCUUCUCAGGAGAGAGACAUUUCACAUAAAGAACCCAGGAGCACCUCAUGCUUUCCCUGUCCUCUUGCUUCCGUCCCCACACCCGUGCCUUCCUCGGCCCCGCCCACACACACUGGGUGGCGGGACAACGCGACCAGCUCUGAGGAUGAGUUUCAAUCCUUAUUGGACCGCAUCAGGAAAAACCAGAAGUUAGGAAGCAGCAGCACUCAUGCUUCUCCUAAACCUCCAACAGAGCCUAAAGUCGCAACAGCCUGUGUGACCCCAUCAGUGAGAGGUCAAAAAGAGAGUGAUCGGGCACCAGUGAAAGGAUCCCAGGUGGCCAGGACUCCAGCACAGCUCCCUGUUAGCAGACAUGUGAGCCAGACUGAGCCCAGGGCAGGCCUUAGCAGCAGAGUGGCUGUGUGUAAAACUCCAGGCUGUUUCUUGCAGUCUCUGUCCGUCCCCGGCUCUGCAUACUGCCGCGGCUUCAAGCAGAACAAAGAGGAGCUCACCAAGAAACUCUACCAACUGUACAACGCCAGUGUGUUUGAGAGCAAGCUGCCCACUGACAUGUCAGUCACCUGGAAUACAAAAAUGAGGAAGACUGCAGGAUAUUGUGUCACAGGGCAGGAGCGUGUCACAGGCCAACGAUAUGCCCGUAUUGAACUGUCCGUUAAAGUGUGCGACUCUGCAGAUCGGUUAAGGGAUACGCUAGUUCAUGAAAUGUGCCACGCGGCCACAUGGCUGAUAAACAAUGUGCGGGACGGCCACGGACCCUUCUGGAAGAUCUAUGCCCGUAAAGCCACACUGGCUCACCCUGAGCUGCCCAUGGUCACCCGCUGCCACAGCUAUGACAUCAACUACAAGUACCAAUAUCAGUGUAACCGCUGCAAGAACACGAUUGGCCGUCACUCUAAAUCGCUGGACACCCAGAGGUAUGUGUGCGCCCUGUGCACUGGGCAGCUGGUCCUGCUCACUCCUUCUAAGUCGCGGGGCCCCACGCCCUUCGCCACCUACGUGAAGGACAACUACGGGACAGUUCGGCAGGAGUUGACCGGCCAGAGUCACGCCGAGGUGAUGCGCAAGCUCAGCGCCGACUUUGCUAGCAAGACACGUCUCAGCCAGAGCUGAUCUUGGAUCAACCUCAGGUACCUCCAGCUGUCCUACGAGUGAAAUCUGUCAAAUCCAGUUCUGCUCUAGUGUGAUUUUUGCUUCCUCUAUUCUGAAUGCAGUCGUGCUCAUCAUAGAUGACCUUUUUUUUUAUUAUUUUAAUCUGGCCUCUUAUACCUCUGUGAAAACACUUUUUUGUGUUGGGCAUUAUGCUUCAGAUGCUUUUAAUACGCUGUGAAGUGCUCAUUUAAACUUGAGUCAAUGAAUCCUCUCAGUGACCAUGUGUUUCAGUGUUUGUCGGUAAUGUGACUUGUGUGAUAUUGUUUGUAGUUGCGUUUGGUAUGUUUGAAUUUUAAUGUUGUCAUCUUCAAAUGUCAUUUGUUUUCAAUAAAAUAAAUAUUUUUUCAUUCUUACUGAAACAUGUAUGUAUAGAAUCAUAGGCCUGUACUGAUAUGAGUAAUAGAUAGUCAUUCAGUAGGAAUCUGUUUACAUACAGAGCUUAUUCUUCUGUCUUCAUGCAGGUGAGAAGUACAUGCAGCUAGAUAAAUAUUGACUGGUAUUAGCAGCCAGCACUUUG